AUGAGCCCGCCCCAUUCUCCCUCCUUCCAUCACCUCGGCCCAUUCUCCUUCCUUCCAUCACCCUGCCCCAUUCUCCCGCUUUCCAUCACCCCGCCCCAUUUUCCCGUUUUCCAUCACCCCGCCCCAUUCUCCUACUUUCCAUCACCCCGCCCCAUUCUCCUGCUUUCCACCACCCCGCCCCAUUCUCCCGCUUUCCAUCACCCCGCCCCAUUCUCCCGCUUUCCAUCACCCCACCCCAUCCUCCCACCUUCUAUCACCCCGCCCCAUUCUCCCUCCUUCUAUCACCUCGCCCCAUUCUCCCGCUUUCCAUCACUCCGCCCCAUUCUCCUGCUUUCCAUCACCCCGCCCCAUUCUCCCGCUUUCCAUCACCCCGCCCCAUUCCCCCGCUUUCCAUCACCUCGCCCCAUUCUCCCGCUUUCUAUCACCCCGCCCCGUUCUCCCGCUUUCCAUCACCCCGCCCCAUUCUCCCGCUUUCCAUCACCCCGCCCCAUUCUCCCUCUUUCCAUCACCCCGCCCCAUUCUCCCUCCUUCCAUCAUUCCGCCUCAUUCUCCGCUUCCCAUAACCCCAGCCCCAUCUCCCGCUUUCCAUCACCCCGCCACUUUCUCCCACUUCAUCCCGCCCCAUUCUCCCUCCUUCCAUCACCCCGCCCCAUUCUCCCUCCUUCCAUCACCCCGCCCCAUUCUCCCGCUUUCCAUCAGCCCGCCCUAUUCUCCCGCUUUCCAUCAGCCCGCCCCAUUCUCCCGCUUUCCAUCACCCCGCCCCAUUCUCCCGCUUUCCAUCAACCUGCCCCCUUCUCCCGCUUUCCAUCACCCCGCCCCAUUCUCCCGCUUUCCAUCACCCCACCCCAUUUUCCCAUUUUCCAUCACCUCGCCCCAUUCUCCUUGCUUCCAUCACCCCGCCCCAAUCUCCCUCCUUCCAUCACCCCCCCGCCCCAUUCUCCCGCUUUCCAUCACCUCGCCCCAUUCUCCCGCUUUCCAUCAACCUGCCCCCUUCUCCCGCUUUCCAUCACCCCGCCCCAUUCUCCCGCUUUCCAUCACCCCACCCCAUUUUCCCAUUUUCCGUCACCUCGCCCCAUUCUCCUUGCUUCCAUCACCGCGCCCCAAUCUCCCUCCUUCCAUCACCCCGUCCCAUUCUCCCGCUUUCCAUCUCCCCGCCCCAUUCUUCCGCUUCCCAUCAUCCCGCCCCAUUCCCCUGCUUUCCAUCACCCCUCCCCAUUCUCCCUCCUUCCAUCACCCCGCCCCAUUCUCCCGCUUUCCAUCACCCGCCCCAUUCUCCUGCUUUCCAUCACCUCGCCCCAUUCUCCCGCUUUCCAUCACCCCGCCCCAUUCUUCUGCUUUCCAUCACCCCGCCCCAUUCACCCGCUUUCCAUCACCCGCCCCAUCUCCCGCUUUCCAUCACCCCGCCCCAUUCUCCCGCUCUCCAUCACCCCGCCCCAUUCUCCCGCUUUUCAUCACCCCGUCCCAUUCUCCCGCUUUCCAACACCCCUCCCCAUUCUCGCGCUUUCCAUCACCCCGCCCCAUUCUCCCACUUUCCAUCACCCCGCCCCAUUCUCCCUCCUUCCAUCACCGUGGCUCAUUCUCCCUCCUUCCAUCACCCCGCCCCAUUCUCCCGCUUUCCAUCACCCCGCCCCAUUCUCCCGCUUUCCAUCACCCAGCCCCAUUCUCCCGCUUUCCAUCACCCCGCCCCAUUUUCCCGCUUUCCAUCACCCCGCCCGAUUCUCCCGCUUUCCAUCACCCCGCCCCAUUCUCCCGCUUUCCAUCACCCUGCCCCAUUCUCCCGCUUUCCAUCACCCCGCCCCAUUCUCCCUCCUUCCAUCACCCCGCCCCAUUCUUCCGCUUUCCAUCACCCCGCCCCAUUCUCCCGCUUUCCAUCACCCAGCCCCAUUCUCCCGCUUUCCAUCACCCCGCCCCAUUUUCCCGCUUUCCAUCACCCCGCCCGAUUCUCCCGCUUUCCAUCACCCCGCCCCAUUCUCCCGCUUUCCAUCACCCCGCCCCAUUCUCCCGCUUUCCAUCACCCCGCCCCAUUCUCCCUCCUUCCAUCACCCCGCCCCAUUCUCCCGCUUUCCAUCACCCCGCCCCAUUCUCCCGCUUUCCAUCACCCAGCCCCAUUCUCCCGCUUUCCAUCACCCCGCCCCAUUUUCCCGCUUUCCAUCACCCCGCCCGAUUCUCCCGCUUUCCAUCACCCCGCCCCAUUCUCCCGCUUUCCAUCACCCCGCCCCAUUCUCCCGCUUUCCAUCACCCCGCCCCAUUCUCCCUCCUUCCAUCACCCCGCCCCAUUCUCCCGCUUUCCAUCACCCCGCCCCAUUCUCCCUCCUUCCAUCACCCCGCCCCAUUGUCCCGCUUUCCAUCACUCUGCCCCAUUCUCCCGCUUUCCAUCACCCCGCCCCAUUCUCCCGCUUUCCAUCACCCCGCCCCAUUCUCCCUCCUUCCAUCACCCUGGCUCAUUCUCCCUCCUUCCAUCACCCCGCCCCAUUCUCCCGCUUUCCAUCACCCCGCCCCAUUCUCCCGCUUUCCAUCACCCAGCCCCAUUCUCCCGCUUUCCAUCACCCCGCCCCAUUUUCCCGCUUUCCAUCACCCCGCCCGAUUCUCCCGCUUUCCAUCACCCCGCCCCAUUCUCCCGCUUUCCAUCACCCCGCCCCAUUCUCCCGCUUUCCAUCACCCCGCCCCAUUCUCCCUCCUUCCAUCACCCCGCCCCAUUCUCCCGCUUUCCAUCACCCCGCCCCAUUCUCCCUCCUUCCAUCACCCCGCCCAAUUCUCCCUCCUCCCAUUACCCUGCCCCAUUCUCCCGCUUCCCAUAACCCCACCCCAUUCUCCCGCUUUCCAUCACCCUGCCACAUUCUCCCACUUUCCAUCACUCCGCCCCCUUCUCCCUCCUUCCAUCACCCUGCCCCAUUCUCCCGCUUUCCACCACCCCGCCCCAUUCUCCCGCUUUCCAUCACCCCGCCCCAUUCUCCCGCUUUCCAUCACCCCACCCCAUCUCCCACCUUCUAUCACCCCGCCCCAUUCUCCCUCCUUCCAUCACCCCGCCCCAUUCUCCCGGUUUCCAUCACCUCGCCCCAUUCUCCCGCUUUCCAUCACCCCGCCCCGUUCUCCCGCUUUCCAUCACCCCGCCCAAUUCUCCCGCUUUCCAUCACCCCGCCCCAUUCUCCCGCUUUCUAUCACCCCGCCCAAUUCUCCUGCUUUCCAUCACCCCGCCCCAUUCCCCUGCUUUCCAUCACCCCGCCCCAUUCUCCCGCUUUCCAUCACCCCUCCCCGUUCUCACGCUUUCCAUCACCCCGCCCAAUUCUCCCGCUUUCCAUCACCCCGCCCCAUUCUCCUGCUUUCCAUCACCCUGCCCCAUUCUCCCUCUUUCCAUCACCCCGCCCCAUUUUCCUUCCUUCCAUCACCCCGCCCAAUUCUCCGCUUCCCAUAACCCCAGCCCCAUCUCCCGCUUUCCAUCACCCCGCCACAUUCUCCCACUUUCCAUCACCCCGCCCCAUUCUCCCUCCUUCCAUCACCCCGCCCCAUUCUCCCUCCUUCCAUCACCCCGCCCCAUUCUCCCGCUUUCCAUCUCCCCGCCCCAUUCUCCCGCUUUCCAUCACCCUGCCCCAUUCUUCCGCUUUCCAUCACCCCGCCCCAUUCUUCCGCUUCCCAUCAUCCCACCCCAUUCCCCCGCUUUCCAUCACCCCUCCCCAUUCUCCCUCCUUCCAUCACCCCGCCCCAUUCCCCAACUUUCCAUCACCCGCCCCAUUCUCCUGCUUUCCAUCACCUCGCCCAAUUCUCCUGCUUUCCAUCACCCCGCCCCAUUCUUCUGCUUUCCAUCACCCCGCCCCAUUCUCCCGCUUUCCAUCACCCCGCACCAUUCACCCGCUUUCCAUCACCCGCCCCAUCUCCCGCUUUCCAUCACCCCGCCCCAUUCUCCCGCUCUCCAUCACCCCGCCCCAUUCUCCCGCUUUUCAUCACCCCGCCCCAUUCUCCCGCUUUCCAACACCCCUCCCCAUUCUCCCGCUUUCCAUCACCCCGCCCCAUUCUCCCGCUUUCCAUCACCCCGCCCCAUUGUCCCGCUUUCCAUCACUCUGUCCCAUUCUCCCGCUUUCCAUCACCCCGCCCCAUUCUCCCGCUUUCCAACACCCCGCCCCAUUCUCCCUCCUUCCAUCACCCCGCCCCAUUCUCCCGCUUUCCAUCACCCCGCCCCAUUCUCCCGCUUUCCAUCACCCAGCCCCAUUCUCCCGCUUUCCAUCACCCCGCCCCAUUUUCCCGCUUUCCAUCACCCCGCCCGAUUCUCCCGCUUUCCAACACCCCGCCCCAUUCUCCCGCUUUCCAUCACCCCGCCCCAUUCUCCCGCUUUCCAUCAACCCGCCCCUUUCUCCCGCUUUCCAUCUCCUCGCCCCAUUCUCCCGCUUUCCAUCACCCAGCCCCAUUCUCCCGCUUUCCAUCACCCCGCCCCAUCUUCGCGCUUUCCAUCACCCUGCCGCAAUCUCCCGCUUUCCAUCACCCUGCCCCAAUCUUCCGCUUUCCAUCACCCCGCCCCAUUCUCCCUCCUUCCAUCACCCCGCCCCAUUCUCCCGCUUUCCAUCACCCCGCCCCAUUCUCCAGCUUUCCAUCACCCUGCCCCAUUCUCCCGCUUUCCAUCACCCCGCCCCAUUCUCCCUCCUUCCAUCACCCCGCCCCAUUCUCCCGCUUUCCAUCACCCCGCCCCAUUCUCCCUCCUUCCAUCACCCCGCCCCAUUCUCCCGCUUUCCAUCAUCCCGCCCCAUUCUCCCUCCUUCCAUCACCCCGCCCAUUCUCCCUCCUUCCAUCACCCCGCCCCAUUCGCCCGCUUUCCAUCACCCCGCCCCAUUCUCCCGCUUUCCAUCACCCCGCCCCAUUCUCCCUCCUUCCAUCACCCCGCCCCAUUCUCCCGCUUUCCAUCAUCCCGCCCCAUUCUCCCGCUUUCCAUCACCCCUCCCCUUUCUCCCGCUUUCCAUCUCCCCGCCCCAUUCUCCCGCUUUCCAUCACCCCGCCCCAUUCUUCCGCUUCCCAUCAUCCCGCCCCAUUCCCCCGCUUUCCAUCACCCCUCCCCAUUCUCCCUCCUUCCAUCACCCCGCCCCAUUCUUCGGCUUUCCAUCACCCGCCCCAUUCUCCUGCUUUCCAUCACCUCGCCCCAUUCUCCCGCUUUCCAUCACCCCGCCCCAUUCUUUUGCUUUCCAUCACCCCGUCCCAUUCUCCCGCUUUCCAUCACCCUGCCCCAUUCACCCGCUUUCCAUCACCCGCCCCAUUCUCCCGCUUUCCAUCACCCCGCCCCAUUCUCCCGCUUUCCAUCACCCACCCCAUUCUCCCGCUUUCCAUCACCCCGCCCCAUUCUCCCGCUUUCCAUCACUUCGCCCCAUUCUCCCGCUUUCCAUCACUCCGACCCAUUCUCCCGCUUUCCAUCACCCCGACCCAUUCUCCCACUUUCCAUCACCCCGCCCCAUUCUCCCUCCUUCCAUCACCCUGCCUCAUUCUCCCUCCUUCCAUCACCCCGCCCCAUUCUCCCGCUUUCCAUCACCUCGCCCCAUUCUCCCGCUUUCCAUCACCCAGCCCCAUUCUCCCGCUUUCCAUCACCCCGCCCCAUUUUCCCGCUUUCCAUCACCCCGCCCCAUUCUCCCGCUUUCCAUCACCCUGCCCCAAUCUCCCGCUUUCCAUCACCCCGCCCCAUUCUCCCUCCUUCCAUCACCCCGCCCCAUUCUCCCGCUUUCCAUCACCCCGCCCCAUUCUCCUGCUUUCCAUCACCCAGCCCCAUUCUCCCGCUUUCCAUCACCCCGCCCCAUUCUCCCGCUUUCCAUCACCCCACCCCAUUCUCCCUCCUUCCAUCACCCCGCCCCAUUCUCCCACCUUCCAUCAUCUCGCCCCAUUCUCCCGCUUUCCAUCACCCCGGCCCAUUCUCCCUCCUUCCAUCACCCCGCCCUAUUCUCCCUCCUUCCAUCACCCCGCCCCAUUCCCCCGCUUUCCAUCACCCCGCCCCAUUCUCCCGCUUCCCAUAACCCCACCCCAUUCUCCCGCUUUCCAUCACCCCGCCACAUUCUCCUGCUUUCUAUCACCCCGCCCCAUUCUCCCUCCUUCCAUCACCCCGCCCCAUUCUCCCGCUUUCCAUCACCCCGUCCCAUUCUCCCGAUUUCCAUCACCCCGCUCCAUUCUCCCGCUUUCCAUCACCCCGCCCCAUUCUCCCGCUUUCCAUCACCCCGCCCCAUUCUCCCGCUUUCCAUCAUCCCGCCCCAUUCUCCCUCCUUCCAUCACCCCGCCCCGGUCCAGGAGCUUGCCCGGUCCAGGAGCGUGCCUGGUCCACGAGCCUGCUUGGUCCAGGAUCUUGCCUGGUCCAUGAGCUUGCCUGGUCCAGGAGCUUGCCUGGUCCAGGAGCUUGCGUGGUCCAGGAGCUUCCCUGGCCCAGGAGCUUGCCUGGUCUAA
Molecule: messenger RNA, 6402 nt
Organism: Closterium sp. NIES-65
Lineage: Eukaryota; Viridiplantae; Streptophyta; Zygnematophyceae; Desmidiales; Closteriaceae
Source: the annotation of a GenBank genome assembly